This is a messenger RNA of Procambarus clarkii (red swamp crayfish), 4321 nucleotides long. Lineage: Eukaryota; Metazoa; Arthropoda; Malacostraca; Decapoda; Cambaridae. The record is from RefSeq and is a predicted model, not a curated record.
GUGAGAUAACAGUUACCUGUAUCAGUAGCCAGCACCUCUGGAGCGGCGCCAGGUUGUGGAGGAGUCAGACGGUGGCGCCACAGUGGGCGCCAUACAGUUCCCCGCCACACAGUGUGUGUGUGUCACGUGUAAACACAGGCGGCAGCGGCGGCCUCUCAUAUUGUGGAGCUCUGCUCCUUAACACCUUCACAACGGUUCUAACGUUGCCGCAGAAGAUCCUGCAGACCCUCAGGUCCCCAGGAGGACCUCUGCAGCCACCAGACUCCAGAUGUGAGGACCGUUCUGGAGUGUUUGAGCUGACUCCUGGAGCGUCGUGGGCCUUCUGGAAGGAUCUCAACACCCGCCAGCACAGUUGUCCCCCUACCAGGACACCUGUGGCUCGCUCAGCCUCAGCUGGUGGCGUGUGUGGAGGUUCCCAGGGAAGAACCCGGGCCUCCAGGUCCUGUUCCAGCAGCCCUGAGCUGCGUCGGUGUGUGUGGGCUUCCGUCGCUCAGUUGGAGGCUGGCACAGCCUCGCACUCCAGUGGUGGGGGUCGAUGUUCCCCACCUGUCCUCCUCCUCCACCAGCCUGGCCAUAACGCGGCCACCUCGCCUCCAGGAGCCUCCGGAUUGGCCGUCCACAACACUUUCUCCAACUCCAAAUCGUCGUCGUUCAGAAAAAUGCCCAAACCAGCAGUGGGGAGGUCGCUGACGUUGAGCUUGAGUGUGCCGCCACCACUCGACCCUGAGCGAGGUGACGGUCCUCAGUCUUCACCACCCACACCUCACACGCCCUCGGGCUCCGACUCGCCCACCGGGUACCAGACCUCCGCCCCGUCCUCGCCCACCGGGUACCAGACCUCCGCCCCGUCCUCGCCCACUGGGCACCAGACGUCGCGUAAACUCCGGCGAAAGUGCCGAGCGUCAGGGGAGCGGGGAGGAAUGGUGGAGGGAGAGAAGGGAGAGAGAGGGAGGAGCAGGGUGGCGUGGCUGCCGCGGCAACAGCAGGAGAGAAGUGGCCAGCCGGCAGCAGUGCCGCCGUGGGCGGAGCCUGAUGCACAGCCGCCCCCGCCGCCCUCGCAGAUCUACACCAACCUGUCCCCGUCGACCCCCCGCAGGAGCGUGAUGCAGGCCGCCUCGCCCGUCGCCACCACCCAGCCUCACCCGUCACCCACACACUUCAACCGCCCGACGCCCGGAGCCAGCCCCAUCAUGCUCCGCAGAUCUCUCUUUCGCGACGUGGACGGACCAGCCCGGGCCAGGUCCGUGGACUCCAUUACCCGCUCGGCUCCCUGGGGGGAGACGAAGCUCCGGCCAACCCCACGGACCGAGUCCCCAGCCAGGGGCCCCCCGGGGGCUCAUCUGCCACCCUGGGCCACUGUCACGGCUUCUUCACCCGCCAUGGGUGACCAGCCACAGGUGCCCCCGGGGAGGGGUGACCAGCCACAGGUGCCCCCGGGGAGGGGUGACCAGCCACAGGUGCCCCCGGGGAGGGGUGACCAGCCACAGGUGCCCCCAGGGAGGGGUGACCAGCCACAGGUGCCCCCGGGGAGGGGUGACCAGCCACAGGUGCCCCCAGGGAGGGGUGACCAGCCACAGGUGCCCCCGGGGAGGGGUGACCAGCCACAGGUGCCCCCGGGGAGGGGUGACCAGCCACAGGUGACCCCAGGGAGGGGUGACCAGCCACAGGUGCCCCCGGGGAGGGGUGACCAGCCACAGGUGCCCCCUGGGAGGGGUGACCAGCCACAGGUGCCCCCAGGGAGGGGUGACCAGCCACAGGUGCCCCCGGGGAGGGGUGACCAGCCACAGGUGCCCCCGGGGAGGGGUGACCAGCCACAGGGUAGCGUGUUGUCAAGAACGACAGUAAUAUCGUCGUUGAGCCAAGAGUCAGUAAGGGAGAGGCGGGUGGUGUGGCAGAGGGAGGUGGCCACACCUCAGCCACCUCCUCCCUCAACAGCUUCACAGUUUAUUGCCAGAGAACCUGGCCCCGGGGGGCAGGGCAGCGAGGGUCAGGGUGCCCCAGGCCCACCUCACCCCAGUGGCCCACAGAAAGAUGCCCCGGGCAAGCAACUAGACAAGAGCUCACCGACACCAUGGCGUAAGGCAAGUGGCGGCCAGGUGUCCGCUGGCCAGGUGUCCGCUGGCCAGGUGUCCGCUGGCCAGGUGUCCGCUGGCCAGGUGUCCGCUGGCCAGGUGUCCGCUGGCCAGAUGUCCGCUGGCCAGGUGUCCGCUGGCCAGGUGUCCGCUAGCCAGAUAUCCACUGGCCAGGUGUCCGCUGGCCAGGUCUCCGCUAGCCAGAUGUCCACUGGCCAGGUGUCCGCUGGCCAGGUGUCCGCUGGCCAGGUCUCCGCUAGCCAGAUGUCCACUGGCCAGGUGUCCGCUGGUAAGACCGCCCCUGCACACUACCCACGGCAGGAGGGUGACGCCAGUGCUGUUCCUGCCGCUGCCACAGACAGCCACCAGCCUCAGCCACCACAUCACCUCACUGGCCACAGAGCGCCCUGGAGGGCAGCACCACCUGCGGCAGAGCAGCACCCAGCUGGUACAUCGGCUGCACCAACUGGCACGUCUGACACAACCAAAGAAUUACCCAAAUCGCAAACAGCGGCGGAAGAAGACAUCAAGAGGGAGGCAGGUGACACCGUGGCUGACUGUGAGCCCAGCUGGCGCAGACAUCAGCACAAGAGCCGUCCAGCGGCGUCGUCUGCUGCUGCUGCACCUCAGCAGACCACCGUCAAACCCGCCUCCGCUUCACUGCCUUCUCUGAAGAAGUCCACAAUUGCAGACAGUCCCUCAUCUCCUGCCCCGGAUGUAACUAAGCUUGCCCAGUCUGUCCCCUCUCCUCUAACCAAACAAUCAUCACCUGUACUCACAUCUGCCAACAAGCCUGGCUCGGCUGGCCCUACAUCUGCAAAGAAACCUACUUCAGCUGGCCCUACAUCUGCAAAGAAACCUAGCUCAGCUGGCCCUACAUCUGCAAAGAAGUCUGCCUCAGCUGUACCUACUGAAAACAAGCCUUCCUCAGCUCUGCCUCCUGAAAACAAGUCUGCCUCAGAUGUACCUGCUGAAAACAAGCCUGCCUCAGCUCUGCCUACUGAAAACAAGCCUUCCUCAGCUCUGCCUACUGAAAACAAGCCUGCCUCAGCCGUACCUGCUUCAAAAAAGGCUGCAUCAACUCCACCAAGUGAGUGUGCCUCGCCUGCGCCUGUUGCCGCUUGUAUCACUGCUGCCAGCGCCUCAGUACCAGCGGGUAUGGUAAGAGGUCCUCCAGCAGCCCCGUCAGUGGUGAGUGUGGCAGUAAGUGAGGACAAGGCUGGUGUCGAGAGAGAGGUCAGGUGGGGCACUAGUCCACCACUGGCAUCCCCUCUCACAACCACCCACUCACCCAUACCGUUGGCACCUCCCCUCGCCGCCGUCUCCACCCACUCUCCCACGCCGCCACUUCCACCUAAAUACACUGCCGCAGCUGUCAUUAGCGCCCCAACAGUGCCACAAGUUGGCAAACCUGCAGGCACCCCGGUGCUGCCCACUCCCGCCCCCGUUACUACACAGCCUAUGCGCACCCCACCAUUUUCCAUUUCGUCUACACAGCCACAACCAUUAGCAGCGUCAGGGGGGUCACCUGUCCCCUCAGUGUCUGAGGCAAGGGCGGCUGAGGUUUGCUUAGCUGAGGACCCACACGCUAUGCCAAUUCCAACGCCACCGCCGGCACCAGAUGCUAAACUUCUGAAAGGUGGCGGCCGGAUACUAAGCUUGUCAGGUGGUGCUGUAUCUCCAGAGAGUAGUCCAAUCCCUGCGAGAAAGGACGUGUCAGGGGCGAGUUCUGCAGAGUUCCAGAAGGAGCCAGCAGCUGUAGUGAUAUCCCGAGACACAAUGAGACCCCCGCAGCCUGAAUUUCCGCCUCCGCCACCAGAGGAGCAGAUUGAAAUACUUUCAGGCUCCGGUGACUCUGCGAUACUACCGCCUCCAGGCUUCAGCCAUGAGGCAAACACGGGGGCACCCUCGGGCUUCACGACGCGUCUGCCGUGUGUGUCUGAGCAAGGAGAAGGUAUUCAGUCACCAGAAUAUGUGCGAGAGUCUGUCACGAAGCGCAUUAAGGCCUUUGAAAAACAGGCGUCAAAAGAAGAGGAGCCUCCUUUGGUCGAACGGCAAUUGCCCAUUGCCCGGCCUGUGGCCCCGUGGGUGAAGCGGACGUCAUCGGGGCCCGUGCAGCAGGAACGGUUCUGGGACAUAACUUCACCAGAGUCCGAGGACCCCGAAGUCACCUGGCCAGGACCACCAGCAUCCAAGGAAUUCGAAAGAACGAAAUCACCAUCGAGAGCCGCUUCGCCCAGAGAGGCUCA